AUGGUGCCGCCGUCACGCGCAACCACCCAUGACGCACGAUCAAAGACCCCAACACACUCGACCGCCUCAAGUCCCUCUCUCAGGUCCAAGACGCCUGUGAGUGUCUCCAUGACGCCCACCAACAGCAGCAUGGGUCCUGGCGGAAACGUCAAAGUCGUCGUCAGAGUCAGGGGGUUUCUUCCCCGCGAAAUCGAGAGAGGCGCACAAUGCCUAAUUGAGAUGAACCCUCGCACCCAGUCGACGAAGCUGUUAGUUCCUCCUUCGACUGAUCCCGCAAAUGCAAGAGCGCAGACGAGAAAGGUGCUGGAGGAGAAGUUGUUCACAUUUGACAAUUCAUUCUGGUCCCACAACACAAGAGAUGAGCAUUAUGCUACACAGGAAGACGUCUACAAUUGCUUGGGAGAGGAAUUCCUAGACCACAAUUUUGAAGGCUACCACACAUGCAUCUUCGCGUACGGGCAGACAGGCUCCGGCAAGAGUUACACCAUGAUGGGCACUCAGGAGCAGCCCGGCUUGAUACCACGAACAUGCGAAGACUUGUUCCAGCGCAUCGAGUCCAACGAGAGCGCCAAUAUCAGCUACAGCGUCCGAGUGUCGUACUUCGAAGUCUACAACGAGCAUGUGCGGGACUUAUUCCAGCCGCGAACUGAACCUCCACAAUAUCUCAAAAUCCGAGAAUCCCCUACCGAAGGGCCAUAUGUCAAGGACCUAACGGAAAUCCAAGUCAAAAAUUACAAUGAGAUCCUGAAGUACAUGCGGAUGGGCGACAGCUCCCGAACCACGGCUUCGACCAAGAUGAAUGACACGUCCUCCCGGUCUCAUGCAGUCUUCACCAUCAUGCUGAAACAAAUCCAUCAUGAUUACCGCACAGACGAGACAACGGAAAGAUUGGCACGGAUACGGCUUGUGGACUUAGCGGGAUCUGAGCGUGCCAAAGCAACUGAAGCGACUGGACAGCGACUUCGAGAAGGUGGAAACAUCAACAAAUCCCUGACUACGCUGGGGAGAGUGAUUGCUGCGCUUGCAGACCCCAAACACGCCCGAAUCCACCAUUCCAAACGGACAAAUCGUGACAUUGUGCCCUAUCGUGAUUCAAUCCUGACCUGGCUGUUGAAGGAUUCACUUGGAGGAAACUCGAAGACUGCCAUGAUUGCUUGUAUAGCACCGUCAGAUUACGAUGAGACCCUCUCAACCCUCCGAUAUGCAGACCAGGCCAAACACAUCCGCACAAAGGCUAUUGUGAACCAGGAUCACGUCUCAUCUGCAGAGAAAGACGCACAGAUCAAUGAAAUGCAAGAGACAAUCCGAGCACUGAGGUGGACGCUGAGCCAGCAGCAACAGAACGGUAGUGCCUCUGUGAUGAAAGCUGUGCAAGAGUCCGCCGAAGCUCAAUCUGAGAAAAUUCGCGAAUUCACCACCAAGUAUGAAAACAUGCUGCAGAUUAUGGAAGAGAAGUUAGCUAUUUCAGAGUCCAAAGUGCGACAAUUGGAGGAAGAAAAAGAAGCGUUGAGCAUUCAUCUGAAGCUUGUUCUUGAUGAGCUCAAAAACCCCAUCGUCAUCAACAAAGAAGAUACCGAAUCUGUCGACGAGAGGUCUAGGGCGCCAACGCCAGACAUGAUAUAUGAAGACGACACGGCCUCUAGCGACGAGGUAGAGACGGAAUCCGAGAUCGAUGAUGAAGCUGCUGAGAUGCAGGCAGAGAUGGAAGCGCUUAUCUCGGACUUGGGAUUGUUCAAGAAGAAGAUUGCGGCAGACCACGAGAUGUUUGGCAUCAGCCUUGCGGCAUGA
Messenger RNA from Cladophialophora psammophila CBS 110553, 1788 nucleotides. RefSeq names its product kinesin family member 1/13/14. The coding region runs from base 1 to 1788 and encodes 595 amino acids. The transcript is spliced from 2 exons. Gene Ontology annotation, biological process: microtubule-based movement; mitotic spindle organization. The record is from RefSeq and is a predicted model, not a curated record. Gene Ontology annotation, molecular function: ATP binding; microtubule motor activity; microtubule binding. Lineage: Eukaryota; Fungi; Ascomycota; Eurotiomycetes; Chaetothyriales; Herpotrichiellaceae.